Molecule: messenger RNA, 2247 nt
Organism: Arxiozyma heterogenica
Lineage: Eukaryota; Fungi; Ascomycota; Saccharomycetes; Saccharomycetales; Saccharomycetaceae
Exons: 1
Coding region: 1-2247 (748 amino acids)
Source: RefSeq, a predicted model, not a curated record
AUGGCAAUAUUGACGAAAGGUUCUUUAGACAUUAUUGGUGAUUCAACAAAUGGGUUAACUAGUCUACAAUUUAGUUCUACUACAACAAUCACAAACAGUGGUAACAUUAACAUCGAAAAUAUUAAAUCAGCAGGUUCUGCUAGUGAUUUUGUUAUUGCACCUGCAAAUAUUGACAACCCCGGUACAUUCACUGUUUCACAAUUAAAUGCUGCUGCUACUAUACCAGGCACCAAUUUUACUUUAGCUCCAACUGGUUCCUUCAUUAAUACAGGCACUAUUGACUAUGAUAUAGCUGAUAAAGGUGGUACCACAAAUGGAUUCCUUUAUCUUGGUGCUAUUACCAAUAAUGGUGUUAUUAAGUCUGGUGGAUUUUCUUCAUUAACAGCUGAUGGAUUUUAUGGCACUCCUAGUAGAUACAAUAUAAGAGGUAUCAUUUUCAAUAACGCUCUCGAAGGUCAAGGUAAAGUUAUUGAUAAUACGGGAGCUAUGAUCCUCCUUAAUAUGAACACUCUUGGAAAACAGACUUUCAAUAUCAAUCAAGCUUUAUAUUUGAUUAAUCCAAAAGUUGUGCCGGAAUCACUUAAAAUUGAGAAUUAUGUCGAGUCAUCGUUUGUUUUCUUAGGUGUAGAUUUUAACACGUGGAAUGCAAACAAUCUUGGCAGACUGGAAAAUGAGCCACAACUUAAUUUUGGGAUAGAUGGGCAUCGUUACUGGUUGAACAUGACUUGGCCAGGUGGUUGGGAUACGCAACAGGGCGGUUUUUAUGUUGUUCCAAAUUUUCCUGAGUAUCACAUUGAUGGUACCCUUGUAUACAUAGUUAGUCAAAACGAAGAUUGGUGUCCAUGGUUAUUUACACCAAUCACAAAGACAACAACAAUUACUACUAUGGAUUCUAUUACCGAAGCUACCACUAUUUUAACUGUAUACACAUCUACAACUAAUCAAUAUUCAUAUACUGUAUCCGAAAUCAUCUAUCAAGUUACUGUUCCUCCAUUAUCUACUACCUACAGUACUCUCACUACAUCGAUUUCUUCUCCUAUAACAUCGACGUAUACCACAACUAUUACUAAUGCAGCUGGUUCUACCACUGAAGAAGUUGUAGUUAUCGUUCAAACACCUCCAUUAUCUACAGCCUACACUACUACUAUUAGCGAUGUCACAACCCUAACAACUUCCACCUACACCACCACAGUCACUGAUAGCAAUGGAUCUUCCCAUGCUGAGGUUGUUGUGGUAGUGAUUACCCCGUCCCCAUCCACCUUGCUUACUACUACUACUGCUGAUGUUACAGCCUUAACCACAUCUACCUUCACAACUGUAGUUGCCAACAGCAACGGUUCAUCUUCUACUGAAGUUGUUGUUGUUGUGAUCACCCCAGCUCCAUCUACCUUAUCUACCACCACCACUGGUGCAGUCAGUGUCCCAACUACUUCUACUUUCACAACUGUAGUCACCAACAGCGACGGCUCUUCCUCUGCAGAGGUUGUUGUUAUUGUGAUCACUCCUGCCCCAUCCACCAUGUUUACUACUACCGCUGGUGAUGUCUCUACCUUAACUACAUCUACCUUCACCACCGCAGUCACCGAUAGUAAUGGUUCUUCCUCUACUGAAGUUGUUGUAGUUAUCAUUACUCCACACCCAUCUGGUUCUAUCAUCUCAACUACCACUACUGGUGAUGUCACAGCCCUAACCACAUCUACCUACACGACUUUUGUCACUGACAGCGACGGCUCUUCCUCUACAGAAGUUGUUGUUGUUGUGAUCACUCCACAUCUAUCUGUGUUAUUCACUACUACUACUGGUGAUGUCACAGCCCCAACCACAUCUACCUACAUGACUGUUGUCACUAAUAGUAAUGGUUUUUCUUCUACUGGGGUAGUUGUUGUUGUGAUCACUCCAUUACCAGUCAGCAGCUUUAUCAGAUCCUCAAUUUCUAUAUCUUCUCCACUAUAUGAAAAUUCCACUAUUUCUGGUGAAAAGACUGAAUCUACUGUGACUGGCACUCUAGUUGUUUUGACUACAGUUGUUAAUGGAGUUACUAUGACUACAACUUAUUCUCCAGAACCAUCCGCAACUUCCAAAAUAAAUAUGAUUACUAUCAUUGGACAUAGUUCUAUUGAAUCAGUUUAUUCGAAAAACCAACAAGAAGAGACCAACUCAUCUUCUGUUGUUUCCAAUGCAACUCCAGUUGUUUCUAUUGUUUCCACCACCACUGGUUCAGCAUUUACUAACAACGAAAAUUACUAA